This is a messenger RNA of Mytilus californianus (California mussel), 4873 nucleotides long. RefSeq names its product leucine-rich repeat neuronal protein 1-like. NCBI's taxonomy places the organism in Eukaryota, Metazoa, Mollusca, Bivalvia, Mytilida, Mytilidae. Bases 965 to 3061 code for a protein of 698 amino acids. The record is from RefSeq and is a predicted model, not a curated record. Gene Ontology annotation, cellular component: plasma membrane. Gene Ontology annotation, molecular function: protein binding. The transcript has 2 exons.
CAUUGAUUAAUUACCGUAAACAUCAUUUAAAAUAAUUGUUUUUACCAUUAUCCCCAGAAGCUGUCAGUUGUAAUUCAGAAUUCAGACUUUUAAAUAAAGCCUAAAUGCAGCUUUAACAGGUUGCAGAGUCGGAGAAGUGGAUUAAUUGAUUUUUUGCGCAUUUCUGAUAUAAAGGAAGUGAUAAAUGCCUGGAGCCUGGAUGCCUAUUUGAAAGCUCUGUACUAUAGAUCACAUGCUGCAUUAGCAUCUUUGUAAAUGAUUGCCUCACAAUCGAACUGAAGCUAACUGAUAUAGAACUGAUAGACAAAAAAAAACCAAUUUACAACCAAAACAUCGGUUACUACAAUUUCUCAUAAAGAAGUAACACAAACAACUUGAACGCAUAUUUCUACAAUAAUAAUCUACAAUCAAAGAAGAAAAUUCAGGCUGGAAAAUUUAAUGUUUAUUUUGUUCUGAAGUUUUCAAACAAGUUUAAAAUCCAUAAAUUAUCAAAAAAGAGCAAUUCUAGGAAGUUAUAAACAUAAAAUGGAAUACAAUGUUCACUGAUGAAAGACACUGACACAAACUUGAUGAACGGCAGAGACAAAUCGUUAAAAGCUUUCAAGUGAGAUAAUUAUCCAGCUCGGAUGCUUUUUUUCCAAUUUGAGGUGACAUAAUUUGAACUGUGUAACAAAACCAUUUAAUAUACAUUUAGUUGUGACAGAUGCCGUAGGAAAUCUAUUAUUUCCUGUUCAUCCCUGCAGACAUUCAGAUGAGGAAAAUUAUGGAACUACAAUACUGACAGUGCCAAUUUACAAUUUAACUAGUCCAAAUAACGAAAAUGGUAGUCUUCUAUUUAAAUCUACAAGACAUCAACACAAAACAAUCCAACUUCCAUUUCAAUCUCUGGCGACUCUACAGGAUGAUUCAUCAGCUGAAGUAAUUAAAGAAAAGAAAAUGUGAUAAUUGAACUAUUUAAGGAAACAUGCAUUUAUCCCAAAGAGAGCUCAUAAAAAGGAGAUUUAUUAUAUUUUUGCUGCUUGGAGUGAAAUUAUUCACUGGUAUUGAAAGUAGAAUGGAUUGGAAUGUGGAAUGUCCUUUGAAAUGUGCUUGCUAUAUCGGAAGAUUAGAUACAGAAAAUUUCAAACAAGUCAUGAAAAUUGUCAACUGUACAAAGGCUGGACUUUCUUUAAUACCACAAAACUUGUCUUCUUCCACCGAAGCUUUAAUUGUGUCAAGUAACUCAAUAAAAGAUCUUGAUCUUCCACCUAGGAUGAGACAGUUGAAAUAUUUAGAUGUGUCGAACAAUAAGGUUACAAGUUUUGACAAACAAAUACAAAAACUGAUUCAACUGAGAAAUCUUAAUCUACAUAGUAAUUUUAUCACUUCUCUAAGAAAUGGACAAUUUUCAGGCUUGAAGUAUUUAAUAAACUUAGAUUUAUCCAAAAACAAAUUACGUUACAUCGAGAAACAUGCAUUUGGAGGAUUAAACUACGUUCAACGUCUGAAUUUAGAAGAUAACAACUUGAAUAUACUUGAAAAUCAAUGGUUUGUUGGGAUGCCAUCUUUAAAAUGGUUAUAUUUGUCAAGGAAUGUUUUGAGAGAAUUGAAGAAUGGUGUAUUUGAUACAUCAAAUCAUCUCGAUACUAUCAGUUUUAAGGAAAAUAAAAUACGGAAUAUUGAGAAUAAUGCUUUCUUUGGGCUAGAACAACUUGCUACACUGGAUCUUUCUAACAACAAUAUAUUAUCUAUUCCAUCAAAAUCAUUUCUCAAGCUUCCAAAUUUAAAGAAACUGAAUUUUGAUGGCAAUCCAAUUUACAGACUAGUACGGGAAACAUUUUGUAAUCUUAACGUUUCUGUACUUUCACUAAGUUACAUGCCACACCUUUCAGUUAUUGAGGAAGGUGCGUUUGUCAACUUAAAAAAACUCAUAUCACUUCAAAUUCAUGACAAUCAGAAACUUGUGUUCAUUGAUCCAAAUGCAUUUGACAACAUUCCAAGUCUUCGAAAUUUAUAUAUUCACAAUAACCGCUUGCGUGUGCUUCCUCACAAAAUUAUUCAAAGUCUGCCAUCAAUUAAAGUUUGUCAUUUUUACAGCAAUCUUUUGCAUUGUGACUGUAACAUUGACUGGAUGGUCAACGACAUCUUGUCUAAAAAUCACACAUCAAUCAUGUACGAUGGGGCCAUGUUAAUUUGUUACACUCCUCCUAGCAGGUAUGGACUGCCGAUUGUCAGUCUUCCACAAACAAAUGAAACCCAAAACUGUGUUCCAAUGACAAUUCCUAUCUACGAUAAAAAUUAUGAAAUGAGUAUUGGUGAAGAAUUACGACUUGAAUGUCAUGCGACCGGUGUUCCUGAACCAAAUAUAACUUGGAUGUUACCCAAUGGAUCAAUGUUGUCUCAGAGCAUUAAAUACAAUAGAAUUGAAGUGAAAGAUAAGUUUAUAUUAAUCGUAAGACAUUUACAAAAGUCUGACAGCGGUUUGUAUGCAUGUCAGGCUGCGAACAGUGAAGGUUUCGAUAUAAGUGAAACAUUGGUCAAAGUAAUCAAUAAGCCUAUAAGAAUAAUUGCAUUACCAUCAACCUUAAAUUACAUUACAAUUACGUGGAAUGGCACAAAAUACUGGUCUAUGAUUUCCGAUUAUCAAAUACAUUACAGAGAAGCUAAGAGUAGAGUUAAUUAUAGGAUUGUUCAUCUAAGCCCGUAUUCAAGACGAUAUACAUUUUCUAAUUUAAAAUCCUAUACGAGUUAUGAAUUUUGUAUUGUCUAUGUCUAUUCUACCGAAAUGUAUCCAGUGGAUUGUAUCAAUGCAACGUCUGGAAAGGCAUUAGAUUAUCUUCCAGGAAUUACGUCUGUCAAUACUAAAGCAGUGGCUGCUGUAAUAACAAUAGUUGUUAUGAUUUUUAUAUUAGCAUGUGCAAUAAUGGUUGUAAGAAAAUUUAAGAAACGGAAGAGCUACAGUAGCACUACUGAUGAAGAAGACACAUUUGUUACGACACAAAUUCCAUUAGAAAAUGUCUACCAGCCCAAUACCUAUAUGUGUUCUUCAAAAACUUCCUUAAUUAGAGCUCAAGAACAAUAAAGCAGCUUAAAUGAUUGAAGUUAUUCUUAAUUUAAAUUUUCAUUACAGUCAUACCUGAAUUUACCAUUGGAAUGAAUGAAAGUUGAUGAUAUAAUUAAGAGAGAUCACAUUAAUUUCCAUGUAAUUAUAUAUGUGUCAAUUCAGUCUUUAUUUGUUCAUCAGCAACUUAAAAUAAUAACUCCUUUUUAAGAGGAAAAUUAUUUCAAUGAAGCAGACUUUAGAGAAUCUUUAGGAACUAAAAGAAAUGUUCACUCCUUUUAUUUCAUUUUGUGCUUCAGAUGACUUUUGAAGGUCUAAAAUAAGCAAAAUAUGAGACUUUGCUAUAUUUAUACGACUAAUGACUUCAAUGGGGAAUGAAUCUGUGAGCUAGAAUGGUUUUUAACUUGGUUGAUCUUCUAAAAGAGGGGAUAAAUAAGGCAAGAUUGGAUGUAUUUAUUUUUGUUUUAUUUGCAUAAUAUUUGAAAAAUCAAAAAUCAUUUCAUUGUUUCAUUUUUUAAUGUAAAAAAAAAAAGUAAAUCAAAAGUGGUCAGUAUUGAAAAUAUCUAUAUAUAGGGCAUCAAAAUUGAAUUGUACAGUCAUGAUAAAAUAACUUGCACAUGUUUUUGUUGUUAUAAUUAAAGUCAACUGAAAAAAAUAUGAUUAAAUCAUCAUAACCAGAUUACAAGGAAAACACAUUUGGAAUACAAAUGUACUAUCUACAUAUUCAACAGUUAAAUACUUAUUUUUCUUUCAUAUUUUUUUCAUAGAAAUAUAUUUUAAGCAUUAAGAAAAUUGUUUUGUUUUAUAACUUCACAAGUAGAAAAUGAAGUUAAGAACUGCUACUAGAUUUAAAUGUUAAACCUUUGUUGUAUUGAUAGUACAUUUCUAGUCUGUUAUGAAUAAAGAUCAAAGUAAAAAAAAAUAUGUGUGCUUCAAAAAUACACAAGAAGAAAAAUUAAUGUAAAUACAUUGAAAUAAGGUAAAAAAAAUUAGGUUAUGUUUUUCUAAUUUUAGUUGAAACCAAUAUCAUCUUUGCUUUAAGGGGGUAAAUCUGGGCUAAAGGAGAUAACUCUAUGAAUCAAAAAUGUGUUUGUAAUAGUCAGUGUUUCAACAAUGCUUUUUAAACAUUCAUGUGAAACAGAAUCAAAAUAAUCUAUGCUACUUUAAAGCUUACAAUAUAUUGAUGAAACUGGUUGACAAAAUCAACAAUGAAAAAACCCUUACUGUAUAGUAUGUCAGCUAUAAAAGGCCAGUAUUUCUAUUCUAUUACAGGUUCUGACAAGAAUGGUAUAUGCAUGUGGACAUAUUGUAACUUAUGAUAGAAGUAUUUGGAUUCCAUCAAAUAAAAUCAAUUCUUUAUAUAACAAAACUUAAUUGUCUGGGAUUUGACAUGACAAUUUAAAAUGUCCAUUUUUUGUUCUGUUCAACUUUGUUACUAGCAUAUUGACCAAGAUACCUUUUAAAUAUACAAGGGAUGAUGUAUAAAUUCUUAAUAUUUUUCCAGAACUGUGAUGAACUAAAAGCAAAAGUAUAGAUGUACUGGUAUGUACAUAUUAAACAUUCUUUCUUAAACUGAUGUGUUAAUAUAAUUUCAAUUUUUGUUCACUAAAAAACAGUGGUAAUUCAUGGAAUAAAUUAGUAUUACCAGUUCCCUUAUGUUCACUUUGCCCAUCUUCCAUGUCUACUAUUGAUGGUUUUACAGAAAAAUCAAAAUUGUUAUAACUAAAUCUAGUCAAAAGCUCUUCAAGGUACAAUUGUAUAUAUUUUACACACAUGCUCUGCAUUGUUAUUUUAUAAUCAUUGUGUAAAUAAAAUUUAUGUGCUAUAAUGAAA